Lingula anatina is the source of this 1973-nucleotide messenger RNA. RefSeq names its product ATP-dependent RNA helicase DDX19A. The record is from RefSeq and is a predicted model, not a curated record. Lineage: Eukaryota; Metazoa; Brachiopoda; Lingulata; Lingulida; Lingulidae. Gene Ontology annotation, molecular function: nucleic acid binding; ATP binding; RNA helicase activity.
GUAUAAAAUCCCUGUAUUUUUCAUAAAACAUAAUGGCAGAUGACGACUGGGCACAGGCUGUUGAUGCUCAGGAAAAUCAAAUAACAGAAAAGGUGGAGAAUCUUAAACUUGCAACAGGACAGGGAGAUGCCCCCGCAGCUUCCCCCUCAGCAACCCCCUCAGCAACCCCCUCAGCUACUGCCUCAGCUGCCCCAGAGGGCGAGGAGGGUGAUGCAGCAGAUCUCGCUACACAGUCACUGCUGAUGAAGAAACUACACAGUAAACUUGUCCAAACCAAAUCAGAUUUAGAAGUACUUCAGAAAGAUCCCAACUCCCCUUUGUAUUCUGUCAAGUCUUUCGAGGCUUUGAAUCUUAAACCUGAGCUGUUGAAGGGUGUGUAUGCAAUGGGUUUCAAUGCACCGUCAAAGAUUCAAGAAACGGCUCUACCUACACUACUUGCAGACCCACCCAGUAAUAUGAUAGCCCAGUCUCAAAGUGGUACAGGAAAAACGGCAGCAUUUGUCCUCACAAUGUUAAGUAGAGUGGACCCCACUAGACACUAUCCUCAGUGCCUGUGUCUUGCUCCAACCUAUGAGCUAGCCUUACAAAUAGGGGAAGUUACUCAACAGAUGUCCCAGUUCAUGCAAGUCAAGAUAGGAUAUGCAGUUCGAGGAGAGAGAGUGAGCAGAGGAGAGAGGCUAACAGAUCACAUCAUCAUUGGCACGCCUGGCACAGUGAUGGACUGGGGGUUGAAGUUCAAGGCAUUUGAUCUCAAGAAAAUCGAGGUGUUUGUGCUGGACGAGGCAGACGUCAUGAUCGCCACUCAAGGUCACCAAGACCAGUCUGUCCGUAUACACAGAGGCCUAAGAAAGGACUGCCAGAUGCUCCUAUUCUCUGCCACUUAUGACGAACCUGUCAUGAGAUUUGCGCAGGCAGUGGUACGAGAUGCAGUCGUAAUACGUCUACGCAGGGAGGAGGAGAGUCUCGACAACAUCAAGCAAUUCUACAUCAUGUGCAGAGAUCAGCAGGAGAAAUUCCAGGCACUGUCCAAUAUAUAUGGCACCAUUUCCAUCGGUCAGAGCAUGAUAUUUUGUCAUACUCGUCGCACUGCGUCGUGGCUAUCUGAGCAGAUGAGCAAAGAGGGUCAUGCCGUGGCACUUCUCAGCGGAGAGCUGACAGUAGAACAGAGGUCCAGUGUCAUCAACAGGUUCCGGGAGGGAAAAGAGAAGGUCCUGAUAACCACCAAUGUGUCUGCCAGAGGUAUAGAUAUAGAGCAGGUCACCGUGGUGGUGAACUUUGACCUCCCUAUAGAUCAAAAAGGCAACCCCGAUUGUGAAACUUACCUCCACAGGAUUGGGCGGACAGGCAGGUUUGGAAAGUCUGGCCUUGCUAUUAAUAUGAUAGACAGCGACAGAAACUUGCAUAACUUGAAGAAGAUUGAAGCUCAUUUUGGCAAGAAGAUCUAUCAUCUGGAUGCUGAAGAUAUGGAUGAAAUAGAAAAGAUCACCUCCUAGUGGAUGUGUUAUGACAGAUUUUAAAGUUUUAAAAGAAAACAGGCAGUUAUUUAAGCAGCAAGUUUACAGGAUGUAGUUUUAGAAGAUAAACAGAUUGCCUUUCUUUGAAGAGCUGCCAGAGAAAUCUUGAGUUUCACUGCAGUCUUAUGACAGAACUUAUGUUGCAAUCUGGACCGUCACGUCAUUUGGAGAUUUUCCUGGGUUGCCGUUUGCACAAAUCUGAAAAUUUCCUACCAUUGAAAAAAAAAUUCUGACAAUUGAGAAAGUUCAUAUGACAUUAGGUGAAUUAUUUGGUUUUGUCAAAUUCAUUUUUGAAAUGCCAACACUGAACUAUAGAGCCAAAGGUUUAUUGAGAACAGUGUGACGUUUUAUAACUACUUUUACCCAUAAGGUCUAUUCAGUAUUCACUAUUUUUAAUUUGAGGACAAUUUGCAAUGCUUAUUUUAGAUCUGCAAAUAAAAUAUGCUGAAGAACAUGCAA